UUUUAAGACAUUGACAGUUAUGUAGUUUGUUGAACUUUGUACUGUUUAUUUAUUUUUGAUUAUUUAUUUUUUACUUUGCCUUGUUUCGUUUUUACACAGUUUAGCAAUUAAGUUAAUAGAUAAAAAUGCAUAGAAUAUACAAAACAUCCGGCACACUUCAGGUAGCUUCUAGUAAUUAUAAGUAUAAACGUUUUGCAACUAAAGUUAAACGUGAACAAGAUGCUAAUUAUCAAUUUUUACAACAAAGUAGCGUACCAACUAUGCAUUUCCAAAAAUCAUUGCCACGGCUGCCUAUACCAGAGUUAUCUAAAACAGGAGAUAGAUAUUUAAAUGCAUUGAGACCUUUAUUAACAUCGGAACAAUAUGCAAAUGCAGAAAAACGAACAAAUGCAUUUUUAAUGGGUCAAGGAAAGGAUUUACAAAUGAAAUUAAUAUCUAAAGAUAAGGCCCAUAAAAAUACAAGCUAUAUAUCAGAUUAUUGGUUUGAUCUUUAUUUACGAGAUCGUGCACCUUUACCAAUAAAUUACAAUCCAUUAAUAGUGUUUCAAAAUGAUACUAGACCGGAAUAUAAUAAUCAGUUGAUUCGUGCGACCAAUAUUUUGGUCUCGGCUUCGAGGUUCAUGUUAUCGUUGAGAGAGAGUAAGUUGGAACCUGAGGUAUUUCACUUACAGCCAAAAAAAAGUAACACACAACUAUUCAGAACUGUAACUGGACUUUUACCUGAGAGCCUGUCAUGGUAUGGAGCUUUUUUAUUUAAAGCAUAUCCACUAGACAUGAGUCAGUUUACUGGCUUAUUCAAUGCAACCCGUAUCCCACAAUUAAAUAAGGAUAGAAUAUUCAGAGACCCAAGCAGCAAGCAUGUUGUUAUACAAAGAAAAGGCAACUUUUAUGUAUUUGACGUACUUGAUUCUGAUGGAAAUUUACUAACACCCCAAGAAAUACUUGGCAAUAUGAAUCAAAUAAUAAAUGAUACUUCAGCAAAAGCUGAUCAUCCAUUAGGUAUCCUGACAUGCCAAAACAGAAAUGAAUGGGCAAAACAAAGAUUGCAUUUAGAAGAAACUGGUAAUGCUGAGGCAUUGCGGAAGAUUGACUCGGCUAUUUUCAAUCUUGUAUUAGAUGAUGAUCUCAUAAAUGAUGACAAACAUAAAAUUCUGAAGCUGUUUCUUCAUGGUGAUGGUGACAAUAGGUGGUUUGACAAAUCCUUUAGUUUAAUUGUUACCAAAGAUGGUGUUUCUGGUAUUAACUUUGAACAUUCAUGGGGUGAUGGUGUGGCAGUGUUACGAUUCUUUCAAGAUGUUUACAAAGAGACAACUGGAAAGCCAUUUAUACAACCAGACACUAAACCCUCUUCUAACCAUAUAACUGUAAAAAGAUUGGAAUUCAACUUGGAUGGAAAAUCAAAAGAAUUUGUAAAAAAUGCUCAAAAAGAAUACAAUGAAUGGUGUCAAUCAUUAAGUAUUGAUUAUAUAUUGUAUGAAGGUCUGAAUAAAGAAGCUUGCAAAAAGUUUAAAGUCAGUCCCGAUUGUAUUAUGCAGUUGGGAUUUCAGGCUGCAUACCACUUACUGCACGGGAAAUAUGUGGGUACAUAUGAAUCAUGCAGCACAUCUGCUUUUAAGCAUGGCCGAACUGAGACCAUGCGGCCAUGCACUGAUAAAACUAAGGCUUUCUGUGAUAAACUCCACUCCAAUAAAUCAUCGAAGCAAGACCUACGCACAUUAAUGGCGGAAUGUUCCUCCUACCACACACAAUUAGUGAAAGAAGCAGCAAUGGGACAAGGUUUCGAUCGUCAUUUAUUUGCACUAAUGAAAAUCGCGGAAGACAAUAACAUGCCUCGACCUGAACUGUAUGACUCUCAUGAAUAUAAGUUUUUGAAUAAAUCCAUUCUUAGUACCAGUACUCUGUCUUCGCCGAACGUGCUAGCCGGUGGAUUUGGACCCGUCGCUAAAGAAGGGUUUGGUAUCGGGUAUUCAGCAUUUGCUGAUAAAUUAGGCGCUGCAAUAGCCAGUUAUAAGUCACACAAUGACAGCACUCAAUUUGUCGAAGCAUUGCAUAAAUCAUUUAUGGAUAUUACAGAUGUCUUAUCAUCCUGAAUAUCAAUUUAAUGUAUAUUUUGUAUACAAUAUAGCAUUUAUAUUUUGUUUGUAAGUGGUAUUGGUUGGGUUAUAUAAAGUAACAAUUAUACUAAAUCAAAGAGCUUAACAUGAUAAAAUAUAUUUACUCCAAAUGUGUUAUAUAUAUUUACAUAACAUACAGUAUACAUAAUACAGUGCAACGGUCAAGAGGUGGCGCCUCAUAAAACGCCGUCUUUAUAGUUAGUUAUAUUUAAUUAUAAGCAAUAAUAUACCGAUAUAAAUAUAAAAUAUAACUGAAAAAGAUAAUGUACCUACUUGCAAUACCUAAAAGAAUAUACAAUAAAAUAUAAGCAUAAAUUAAUAUAUUUAUAAACCGAUGGCUGAAUGUGAAAAUCUUGCGAGUAUUUUUGUAUCUGGUUGUUAUGUUUAUAGUUUUUAAUAAAUAUUUUAA
Molecule: messenger RNA, 2523 nt
Organism: Zerene cesonia (dogface butterfly)
Lineage: Eukaryota; Metazoa; Arthropoda; Insecta; Lepidoptera; Pieridae
Gene: CPT2
Product: carnitine O-palmitoyltransferase 2, mitochondrial
Exons: 8
Coding region: 126-2090 (654 amino acids)
Biological process (GO): fatty acid beta-oxidation
Cellular component (GO): mitochondrion
Molecular function (GO): carnitine O-palmitoyltransferase activity
Source: RefSeq, a predicted model, not a curated record